AUGGCUCGCUUGAACCCGCGGCCAGCUUCUUCUGAUAAUGACAGCGCGAGAAGCCCCAACUCGCCAGACCGCCAGACGCCCGAAACAUUGACCACCCCUCCUUCCCCUACUCACUCCGACUCAGGGGACGAACACUGGAGCCGAAAUAGUAAGGGAAAGGGAAAGAGGAAGAGUGCCGCCGCAGGCUUGUCAGACAGAACACCAGCCCAACCCAGGAAGCGGGGUCGAGUCGGCGACGAUGACUCUCAAACGCCCCCAGCGCAGCAGUUCUAUGAUCCCGAGCAAGCGCCCGUAGAACGGCGGCGGUUGCGAAAGGGCUUCCGCAGUCUCUUAUCAGAGCUACAUGACUCGAGAGCAGAGUACCUACAGCCAAACUCAAAGGGACUGGAGGAGACUCUGAGAAGAGCAGACGAGCUCUACAAGGAUGUCAAACAGACUUCGGAAGCUACCAUCGACUCGCGCCUCAUCCUGGAGGCAGCAGACCUGUCGUACAGGAAAAUCAACAACAUUACCCUUGGUGAUGGCACAACUGGGAUCGAUGUGGAUGAUUUUGUCACGAAGUGUAUCGGCUUCAUGAAACAAGGCGACGAACCGGGUAGACGAGGUGCGCCUCGUGACACACAAACACAAGGCCGACGAAGGAAUCAAGACGACGACGAAGAUGACGCUGGUGACACCAUGAACUGGGAAUAUCUUGGGAGGAAUGCUUGCUUCUUGUACAACUCUCGUCCCUGUCUAACCGGUUUCCUCCUUGGUCCGCUGUCGGUGCAAAAGAAAUUCCGACAACAGAUGCAGCGAAAGGCCCGCGAAGCCCGGACACAGCCCGGUGAGGCAGUUCGGCCCGUUCAGCUGGGUCCAGAAGACUUGGAAAAGCAAGAGUCUGCCAAUCUUACAGAGAUAUGCACGGAGAUUGCGUUCCUGCUGAAGAAGGCAACCCAGAAGAACAGCGAAGCUGCGCAAACAGAGUUGAACGAACUCGAGGAAAUGGAGGAUGAUGUCUCGGAAGAACAGGCACGCGAGAUCCUUCGACGAAACUGCAUUGCUGACAACGAAUGCAUACCAUUGUUCAACUUCUGUAUCAAUCCAAGAUCGUUCGGCCAGUCAGUGGAGAAUAUGUUUUAUGUGAGCUUUCUGAUCAAGGAGGGAAAGGUUGGUCUGGGCCUGGAUGGUCAAGGGUUGCCAACCUUGGGCAUGGCAGAAGUGCGGUCCAUGGAGGAGCGACAAGAAGCACGCCGGAACCAAGUCAUUUUCACCCUCAGCAUGGAUAUUUGGGAGGACAUCAUCGAGAGCUUUGGUAUUAAGGAGAGCAUCAUCCCUCAUCGGAACGAGGAGGACUAUGACGACGGGACUCGGGACUAUGCGCAUAUGGAGGACGAGGGCGGUCCAAGAGAUGGAGAGGAGGAAGACUCUGACGCCUACGCAUAG
Molecule: messenger RNA, 1425 nt
Organism: Cladophialophora yegresii CBS 114405
Lineage: Eukaryota; Fungi; Ascomycota; Eurotiomycetes; Chaetothyriales; Herpotrichiellaceae
Exons: 1
Coding region: 1-1425 (474 amino acids)
Biological process (GO): DNA repair
Cellular component (GO): Smc5-Smc6 complex; nucleus
Source: RefSeq, a predicted model, not a curated record